GCCGGGGGCGGGACGCGACGGGGAAAGCCCCGGCUUCGGCCCCGGCCCUGGCCGGCUGUGGAGUCGCCAUGGGGCCCCUGCUGCUGCUCUUCAGCCUCAUCCUGCCGGCUGCUGGCCGCGGGCAGCUGCGGGCCUUCGUGGUCGCCCACAGCCACAUGGACGUCGGCUGGGUUUACACGGUGCAGGAGAGUAUGCAUGCUUACGCAGCAAAUGUCUACACCUCUGUUGUAGAAGAGCUAACGAAAGGAAAGCAACGCAAAUUUAUUGCUGUGGAGCAGGAAUUCUUUCGACUCUGGUGGGAUGCGGUAGCCACAGAUAAGCACAAGCAGCAGGUCCAUCAGUUGCUUCAGGAGGGACAACUGGAAUUUGUCAUUGGAGGGCAAGUGAUGCACGAUGAAGCUGUGACAUUAAUUGAUGAUCAGAUUUUACAGUUGACAGAGGGCCAUGGGUUUUUAUACGAAACUUUUGGGAUCAGGCCUCAGUUUUCUUGGCAUGUUGAUCCUUUCGGAGCUUCAGCUACAACACCAACUCUUUUUGCUCUGGCUGGUUUUAAUGCUCAUCUUAUCUCUCGAAUUGACUAUGACCUGAAGGCUGACAUGCAGAAAAACAAGAGGCUCCAGUUCGUAUGGCAGGGCUCUCCUUCUUUAUCUGAAAGUCAGCAGAUCUUCACCCAUGUCAUGGAUCAGUACAGCUACUGUACCCCAUCGCAAAUACCUUUUUCAAACAGAUCAGGGUUUUAUUGGAAUGGAUUUGCAGUAUUCCCAGAUCCACCAAAAGACGGUGUGUAUCCAAACAUGAGUCUCCCUGUUACAGAUACCAACAUCCAUCCGUAUGCACAGGCCAUGGUGGCAAACAUUAAGGAGAGAGCGGCCUGGUUCCGAACAAGUGAUGUUUUGUGGCCAUGGGGCUGUGACAAACAGUUCUUUAAUGCAUCUGUUCAGUACUCCAACAUGGACCUAUUGUUGGAUUACAUUAACAAGCAUUCUGAUGAGUUUGGAGUGACCGUCCAGUAUGCCACUGUCAGUGAUUACUUCCAAGCAGUUCAUAGCAAAAAUCUCACGUGGGAAAUCCGGGAUUCUCAGGACUUUCUUCCAUAUUCAACAGAGCCAUUUCAGGCAUGGACUGGGUUUUAUACUUCUCGAAGCACGUUAAAAGGAGUUGCAAGGAGAGCAAGUUCACUACUUUAUGCUGGAGAGUCCUUUUUCACACAGUAUGUCCGGCAACACCCAGAAAGUUCUAUUUGCAAAUGUGGAGCCCUAAAGCAACUUCAGAGUCUGAGAUGGGCAGUUUCAGAGGUCCAGCACCAUGACGGUAUAACAGGCACAGAGUCUCCCAAGGUGAAGAACAUGUACAUGGAUAAUUUAAUGUACGGAAUGUUCAAUGUAAAGAAGCUAAUGGCUUCCCUAAUCUUUGACAUGAACAAUGCUAAAAAGAAUGGAGACGUCUAUUCUUCUGUUUACAGUAAAGACUCAGGAAAACCAGGUACUACAGAUGUUGAUCAGUAUGUUAUUGUCUAUAAUCCACUGGCAUGGAACAUCACCACCUCUGUCACUGUCUCUGUCAGCCACUCAUCGAUGAGUGUAUAUGAUGAACUGGGACAUUUUGUACCGGCACAGAUUCAAAGUUCAGCAGAGUCCCAUUCUACCUAUGACCUGUAUAUUCUAGUUGAAAUAAGUGGUUUGAGCUACAAAAAAUAUAUUGUUAAGCCCUCGAAUGGUAAGCAAUCUGUAUUUAUUGGAAAAUCAGUUAAAUACCAGCGGAAAGACGCAACACGUGGGGACCAACAAAGCCCAGAUCUGCUUCCUGUGGUUAACGACUGCUACCAGAUCAUGUUUGACCGAAGCAAUAAUCUAAUGCACAGCAUUACAGACAGGGAGACUAACCAGACUGUCCAGUUGACCCAGGAGUUCCUUGAGUACCACGUGAAUGGAGACGUGAUGAAAGGACCCAUUUCAGAUAACUACUUAUUUGCCCCAAAUUCUUGUGCUGUUCCAGUAUCAAAAGCAGUGGAAAUGGAAAUAGUUUUUGGAAACUUAGUGACAGAGAUACGGCAAUAUUUCUACAGUAACGUUACUGCCCAGUAUUAUAUAUAUGCCAUGUAUACAAGGCUGUAUUUAGUACCAGAAGGCUAUGAUGGGAAGCUGCUUUGCCGUAGGAUAGAGCAAGAAUACAGUGUUGGGCCUUUGGAAGUAAAUCGUGAGGCAAUUCUAAGAACAAGCACGAAUUUGAACACUGGACAGCUACUCUACACUGAUGACAAUGGAUAUCAGAUUCAGAAAAGACCAUUCAAGACAUACGUGAAUAACACAGUAGCUCGGAACUAUUAUCCUAUGGUCCAGACUGCCUACAUUGAAGACAAUGCUACAAGGCUGACGCUGCUUGCAGAAAGAGCUCAUGGUGUAUCAAGUCAAGGGAACGGACAAAUGGAGGUGAUGCUUCACAGGAGACUGUGGAACAACCUUCAGUGGGACCUGAAUUACAAUCUCACUUUGAAUGACUCUUCAGUGGUUCAUCCUGUGUUUUGGCUUAUUUUAGGAACCAAAUCUGUCACCAGUGUUUUGUAUCGGACAAGCCAGCAGGCUUUAGAACACAGGCCAAUUGUAAUGUUUGGACAAUUAUCAGGAGAUAAACCAGAGCUACCCAGACAACUUCAGCAGAAAUCAGUCGACAGUUCUCCUAUAACUGUCCCACCCAAUCUUCAUGUCCAGACCCUGAGCAUUCCAGGGUGGAGAUACAGCUCUAAUCAUGCACAGCAGGUCCGCAGCAUUCGCAUGGGUAAACAGAAACAAGGUGAUGCAGACUUCAGUCGUGUCCUGCUAAGAAUUAGGCACCUGUAUGAAGUUGGAGAGGAUCCUGUGCUGUCUCAACCUGUAACAGUGAAUUUGAAGUCUUUGCUAGAGGGAUUAGGAUCAGUGAAGUCAGUGGAAGAGCGAUCACUCACUGGCACCUGGGACAUAAACACUUUGAAGCGGUGGAAGUGGAAGACUGCACAAAAUCCAAGCAAAGGAUUCUCCAACAGUAGAAACAUAUCAGAAAACUACAUAGUGACUGUUCACCCAAAGGAAAUAAGAACUUUCUUUGUGUACUUUCAAGAUCAAUAAAGUUUGAUGUUAUAUUUCAGGACUGAAUAUGUAAUAGCUUCCAGCUUCUGUUUAAAGACAUGAGUGAUGGUCUUGGAAAACAUUCUACUGCUGUUAAUGAAAGGAAUAGCCAUUUUGGAAAAAACUCUAAAUUUAAUUAAACUGUUGGCCUGUGUUGUGGGUA
This is a messenger RNA of Cygnus atratus (black swan), 3264 nucleotides long. RefSeq names its product mannosidase alpha class 2B member 2 (gene MAN2B2). Bases 69 to 3101 code for a protein of 1010 amino acids. Gene Ontology annotation, biological process: mannose metabolic process. The record is from RefSeq and is a predicted model, not a curated record. NCBI's taxonomy places the organism in Eukaryota, Metazoa, Chordata, Aves, Anseriformes, Anatidae. Gene Ontology annotation, cellular component: lysosome. Gene Ontology annotation, molecular function: carbohydrate binding; alpha-mannosidase activity. The transcript is spliced from 19 exons.